ACACUUUCUUUGUCAUUUCCUCAUCUUUCUCCAUAAAUAUCAAACCCCAUCUUUAGGUGAAGAAAAAUAAAAGCCCAGAAGAAAAAAGAACAAAAAGAGAACAGCAUUGAUCUUGAAGGUAGCCAUGAAUCAGUCGGAUGGAGAAGAAAGAAAGUCACUGCCUAAAUACUUCACCAUGAAAUCGAGGAUGAACGGUCGAUAUCUGCGUUAUAUAAAUGAUGACAAAAGUAAAACCAUGAAUGGCUUUCUCAAGUUCUGUGGAUCUCAUGUGGUCAGCCCAUACGCCAAGUUUGAGGUCGAAGAAGCCAGAGCCAAAGGGAAGAGGGGUCUUGUUCAUAUCAGGUGUUGUUACAACAAYAAAUAUUGGGUUCGUUGGUCGGCCAAAUCCAAGUACAUUGUCGCAAGCGCCAACGAACCUGACGAGGACCAAUCAAAAUUCUCAUGCACAUUGUUCGAACCCAUCUACGAUUACGACAUUGAAGCCUUCCGCUUCAAACACGUGGAGCUUGGUCGGUUCCUACAGCUCCGAGAGCAUGAGUCAAGGCAGUUCCGCGAGGCACUGUUCGCUGCCAAUGCGGGAAUUGAAGCCGAUGAGUCGGAUCUGAUGGCAGUGGUGGAUUGGUCGACGCUGUUCGUGCUGCCGAAACACGUGGCGUUCAAGGGCGACAAUGGCAGAUAUCUCAGAGUCCAUUCUUCUGGGACUCGGUAUUUGGAGUUUUCAGAAACCGAUGUUGGAGAUCCACUUGUGGGGAAUCAAAUCUUCACCACGCCCGAUGGGCACGUGAGGAUAAAAAACGACCAUUUGGGAAAGUUUUGGAUUCGUGAUCCUAAUUGGAUCCAUGUAAAAGCAACCGAAGAUAAUUUUGACGAUCCAAACACACUGUUUUGGCCUGUUCGGCUUAAUAAUAGCAAUGGCGUGGCCCUUAUCAACAGAGGAAAUGAUAGAUUCUGCAAGAGACUUACUACAGAAGGGAAGGACAAUUGUCUGAACGCUGCUGUCACCACCAUUACGCCCGAGGCAAAACUCGAGAUAGAAGAGCUUGUGAUUUCGAGGACGAUUUACGACGUGAACUUCCGACUUAUGGAUGCGAGAAUCUAUGGUGAGUCAUUCGUGACGAUGGCGUCUGGGGAUGUUGUGAACAAGAAUAGUGAACCCGAGAAGCAAAAACUCAAACUCAGGUACGAAGACACCAAGUCAUCCACGUGGACAAACUCGGUAGCGACUAAGUUAGGUAUGAAGAUGUCGAUCGAGGCCGGGAGUCCCGAGAUCGCGACCCAAGAACUCGAGAUUUCAGCAGAGAUUAGAGAGGAACGAACAUGGGGAGAAACUAAAGAGAGCAAAACUAGAAUGGAGGUGGAGCAUGAAGUUGUGGUGCCAAGCUUCUCUCGAGUGAAGACCAAAGUGUUAGCAACCAAAGGCUACUGCGACAUCCCCUACUCCUACACUCAAAGAGACGUUCUCACCAAUGGCAAAGUGGUAAUUCAACACUUCGAUGAUGGGGUCUAUAUUGGCAGCAAUUGCUAUAACUACAGCUUUCAAACUGAACAGGAAAAACUGUGAUUUCAGAAAGUUAUGGUUUUAUUGGUGAAGUGUAUGUGUGUUUUUUAAGGAAUUCAUGUACUAAAUAAUGCUGCCAUGUGCACCUUUGAAUUCCCCUUGUGUUUCUUCUUUGCAUGUGUUGGUAAUCUGUGCUUUAAAUGAAUAAAGAGCUAUAUGUACUGUGUUUUGCUUUGGGUUUGUUUAGUGUUGUGUGGUGGUACUUAGUGUAAUAAUUUUAUGAAUAAUUUAUUAGCAUACUUCUUUUCGCUAUUAA
Molecule: messenger RNA, 1814 nt
Organism: Momordica charantia (bitter melon)
Lineage: Eukaryota; Viridiplantae; Streptophyta; Magnoliopsida; Cucurbitales; Cucurbitaceae
Source: RefSeq, a predicted model, not a curated record